This is a messenger RNA of Momordica charantia (bitter melon), 964 nucleotides long. RefSeq names its product large ribosomal subunit protein uL6. Gene Ontology annotation, cellular component: cytosolic large ribosomal subunit; ribosome. Gene Ontology annotation, biological process: cytoplasmic translation. NCBI's taxonomy places the organism in Eukaryota, Viridiplantae, Streptophyta, Magnoliopsida, Cucurbitales, Cucurbitaceae. The record is from RefSeq and is a predicted model, not a curated record. Gene Ontology annotation, molecular function: rRNA binding; structural constituent of ribosome.
CAGCAGGAGCCCAGCCGCAUACGGGCUUUUUUAGAAUUGGUUUGCCCUUCGUAGAAUCAGUAUAUAAAUCUUCUCACAGAAUUUCUCCGCCUUCUCUGCCGCAGCAUCUGAGGUUUUCUGCCGCCGUUUCUCUGAGUCUCCUUCUCCAGAGAGCAAUGAAGACCAUUCUUUCAUCCGAGACUAUGGAUAUCCCAGAUGGGGUCAAAAUCAAGGUAAAUGCCAAGAUCAUCGAGGUUGAAGGUCCUCGCGGUAAGCUCGUUCGAAAUUUUAAGCACCUUAAUCUCGACUUUCAACUCAUUACUGACGAGUCCACCGGCAAGAAGAAGCUCCGGAUCGAAGCAUGGUUUGGGUCCAGGAAGACAUCCGCCGCUAUUCGUACCGCUCUCAGCCAUGUUGAGAAUCUCAUUACUGGUGUGACCAAGGGUUACCGUUACAAGAUGCGUUUCGUGUAUGCUCACUUUCCCAUCAAUGCUAGCAUCACAAACGCCAACAGGUCCAUUGAGAUCCGUAACUUCCUUGGAGAAAAAAAGGUGAGAAAGGUGGAUAUGCUUGAUGGAGUUUCCAUCACCCGAUCUGAGAAAGUGAAGGAUGAGUUGGUUUUGGAUGGAAAUGAUAUUGAACUUGUUUCACGGUCUUGUGCCCUCAUAAACCAGAAAUGUCAUGUCAAGAACAAGGAUAUACGGAAGUUCCUUGAUGGUAUCUAUGUGAGUGAGAAGGGGGCCAUUGUUGGAGACGAGUAGUCAAUGGAAUAGUAGGUUAUAUUGCUCUUAGUUUCAUGAGUAGUUUAUUUUCUUUAGAUUUUUUUUCCUUUCUGCUUAGUUUUGUGAUGUUUCAUGGCAAAGUUUAAAACUGUAUUGCAAUUUUGUUUUAUGGAUGUUAUCUAUUUUGAGGCACAAGACCGGUGUUCAGAAACCCUUCUACAAUCGUUUAUAUUACACUAGUUCUGCCUACUUUUUGAAUCUAA